Molecule: messenger RNA, 1329 nt
Organism: Parnassius apollo (apollo)
Lineage: Eukaryota; Metazoa; Arthropoda; Insecta; Lepidoptera; Papilionidae
Source: the annotation of a GenBank genome assembly
AUGUCUAAUCUAUUAGAAGUUUUAGUAACGAGUGACGCUAAUAAUACAUUGUGGACGUGCUGUGUCUGGGAUCCUCACACCGGUACUAGCCUAAUGACCUAUAAAGGCGGUGGAACAGCUGGAAUACGGACACUUUCUUUCGUCGGUGAUGAUUACCUCGCAGCAGUCGAAAGAACUAAGCCAAUUCUCCACAUUUGGCCUCUUAAUUCACAUCAAACUGUACAAGGCAUGCGCUUUAUUUUACCGGGAAAAGCGAAUGCUUUCGCUUUUACCAAUGAUGGAUCAUUUUGUGUAGCAGGCAUUGAUGAGAAAAUCUAUUUAUGGCAGACUGCAAGUGGAAAUUUAUUAACAAUCAUAAAUCGGCAUUACCAGAAGGUUAACUUGUUAAGAUUUACCAGCGAUGGUCGGUAUUUUGUUUCUGCAGCUGAAGAUGGAAUGGUUAUGGUGUGGUCGUUAGCAGUAAUAUCGUCUCAUCCGGAAGUGGAACUAGUCACUCAAUCAGUUGCAGGCCAAUAUGACCCCGUGUAUAUCUUUUCAGAUCAUUCCCUACCUGUGACCGAUUUGUGUAUCAGUAAAACAGGUAUGAUGGGUCGGCUUUGCACAGUAUCUAGUGAUCGGACUUGUAAAAUUUAUGAUUUAACAACUGGACAUAUGUUAUUGAAUUUAGUUUUUGAUAUUCCAUUAUCAUCUAUAAUAAUGGAUGUACUGGAGUUGAAUAUAUUUGUAGGAACAACUGAAGGUGCUAUAUAUCAGUUUAGCCUUACAAAUCCAGUGAGGAACAAAGAUUUGUUGGUAUCUCCUGAAGAAAACAAUCUUAUAUUUUCGUCCCAUACAAAAGCUGUCACUUGUUUAUCAGUUUCUCUCGAUGGCGAAACAUUAAUGUCAGCCUCUAAUGAUGAGCUAGUCAUUCUAUGGCACAUAAAAAGUAGACAACCAAUAAGAACUAUAAGACAUAAAGGACCAAUAACAAAUGCCUUCUUCACUCUUAAUUUUGAGGCUAUAUACAAACAAGACUUUAAACCUCAUUUGGUUAUACACAGUUUAGAAAGAGCAUUAGAAAAAGAUAAGGAUGAAAUAUCUGAACUAGAGAUUUUAGUAGACAAAAAGAUUAGUUUCUGGCCUACACCACGGAAUAUAGACAUCGAGCAACAAAAACCAUCAAAGGAAUUGGAAUUGGAAUUCAAACAAAAAGAGACAACUCUCAGAGAAGAACUUGAAAAAUUGAAGAAAAUAAAUGCUAGUUUAUAUGCUUUUUCUGUUCAAAAAACUUUGGUUACUGUUCCUACAGUAAACAAAAAGAAAAAGAAAAUGAAAACAUUCAAAUCAUAA